AUGCUCGCGCGUACACUCUGCCGCUCGUCUCAGCAGCAUCACGCGUCGCUCCAUCGUAUCGCUCACCACCGCGUACUGUGUUCUGUACACAAGAAGCCAAUCGUGAGCACUGCUAUCCCACUAAAAGUCGGUAUUGCUGCGGGCAGUCUAGCGGGUAUCGUCUCAGGAUUGACUGGCGUUGGCGGAGGCAUCAUUCUGAUUCCGGCAUUGGCCAAGUUCACGUCCCUAUCUCAGCAAGUGAUCAAUGGCACCUCAAUUGGCGCAGUUGCAAUUGCUGCAUCAGUCGGAGCAUCCAACUACAUCCAGUCCGGAGCUUGCAACGUCCCGCUGGCUUUGGCCACGACAAUUCCAGCUAUAAUUGCCACAAAAUACGGCGUCCGAACGGCUCACCAACUCUCCAGCAAAAAGCUGUCACUGCUCGUGGGUUCAGCCAUGCUCGCAUGCUCUCCACUCAUUUUCCUCAAGAACAGCUCGCUCAUGCCCAAGUGGAGCGACGGGCAGGACCCGUUGGAUCUCCAGUUUGUUGUGCCCCAGCAGAAGGACCUUGAAAAGGCACGUACCAUGUCGGAGAAAGGUGCAGUGGACCCGUCAGGUCCAGCAACAUCCACGACGGUGUCGGACCAGUACGUGGAACGGGUACAGGCCAACUGGAAAGGCUUUGCUGCAGUGAACGUCAAGUACGUGUUCGCCGGUGCAGUCUCAGGCUUCAUCUCGGGACUCUGUGGCCUUGGCGGAGGUCUCCUCAUUACAUCCUACCUAACAGCUGCAAGUGACAUGCCACAAGCCACAAUCAUUGGCACAUCGCUGCUGUCGGUGGUCCCGACGGCGGCGUCAUCGACGAUAUUCAAUCUACGAGCAAAGUCCGUUCACUUGCCAACCGCCGCUCGCAUCGGUGGCUCGCUGGCUGUUGCUGUUUAUUGUACUUCCAAGUACGUUACCCUCGAUGUACCCGAGGACGUUCUACGUGGUGUACUAGGCACUACACUUGGUGCCGCCGCCUUCGUCAUGAUGCGUCGUGCCAUUUAG
Messenger RNA from Peronospora matthiolae, 1026 nucleotides. NCBI's taxonomy places the organism in Eukaryota, Oomycota, Peronosporomycetes, Peronosporales, Peronosporaceae. The record is from the annotation of a GenBank genome assembly.